UUAGUGAAGCUGGCCGGUUUAAACCUCGGAAACAUGGAGAAUAUUCGUCGCGAAUGAGAUCGAUCGCCGAAUAUCCUCCUUGAUUGUUUCAAUCCAAUAUUUUAUCCAUCCAAGCCAUUGUCAAACCUCUAUUCCUCUCUGUAUAUAUACGUACAUCUGGAACAGACGUGUGAUUUAUACCAAGUCAUCCAUAUUCCCAAAUUUCGACUUGUUUUCUAGGGUAAGAGGUGGAAUCAUCGAACAAGAUGCAAUUCCGUAAGCUUCUGAAUAAAUUGAUCGACGAGAUGAUGCCGGAUUGGAGAGAUAAGUUUCUGUCUUAUAAAGAUCUGAAGAAGCAAUUGAAGCGGGUUUACUCCAGAGACGGUCGCUGUAACAAGAGGAUGAAAUUGAGCACCGGUGACGACAUUGAGCCGGCGGUGGACGAGAAGGCGGUUGCUGAUUUCGUGAAAUUGUGCCAGGAGCAAACCGACAAGCUUAACGAUUUCGUCCUUGAAAAACAAGAGUGGUAUAUCAUCAAACUGGAGGUGCUAGAAGGUAACUUGAUCGCAGCCAAGGAUUCAAGUGAAGAGUUGAGGAAAGUUGCUAGAGACCUCGCAGAUUUACAUGGGGAGAUAGUUCUCUUGUUAAAUUACAGUGCACUCAAUUACACAGGAUUAGUUAAGAUACUGAAGAAACAUGACAAACUAAGCGGAGCUCUUCUUCGUGUGCCUUUCAUCCAAAAAGUUAUGAAUGAGCCAUUUUACAAAACUGAUGUUCUAAACAAUCUUGUUAAGAAGUGUGAGAUGAUGCUGGACCAAUUUUUAUCCACGAAGCAACAAAGUUCAUCCCCAUCUGAAUCAGGAAACAGGAAAGAAGGAAGGAGUUCUGAACCAAAUGAGGAGUCGUCUUCUGUUAGGGUUCCUGAAGAACUGGUUGAUAUUGAGAACAGGGAGAACACAUACAUGAAACAAACUCUUUCAGCACUUAGAGUUUUGUCAGAAAUUCGAAAUGGAAGCUCGACUGUAAACUCGUUUUCACUACCCCCGAUGCAACAGAACAAGGAGAGGGAGGAGGUAUGGAAGAAAACUUAUGUUGUUGAAGAAGUUGCUAAGUGAAUCAACAACACCCAUAACUUUGUAACAAACAGCCUUUGAUUUUUGAACAAAGGAGGAAUAAGAUGAACAGUUGGUUUUUUCUUGGGACGAUAACCUGUAAUUGAUAAUUAGGAAUCGAUAAUGUAAUAUAUUUUCUUUUAUAAUCACAAAAUUUGUGACAUCUAAUUAAGUUUAUUUA
Messenger RNA from Lactuca sativa (garden lettuce), 1272 nucleotides. RefSeq names its product SPX domain-containing protein 2. Gene Ontology annotation, biological process: cellular response to phosphate starvation. The record is from RefSeq and is a predicted model, not a curated record. NCBI's taxonomy places the organism in Eukaryota, Viridiplantae, Streptophyta, Magnoliopsida, Asterales, Asteraceae.